GAAAAGAAAAGGAAGUCGUCUACAUCAACGGUCCUGAUUUCCCGAAGCAAAAAUAUGAGGUGCGUCAUCCGACCGUUAGUUUCCCACUUCACCAAAAAAAAGGCGGGAAAUAUCUUCAACAAAUAAAAAAUUGAAGAAAUUCUUAAAAAAAAAAAAGAAGAGGAAAAUUAAAAAAAAAAGGUAAUAUAAAAGGAAUCUAAAAUACAAGCUUCUGUUCAAGUUAUAUUUAGGUCGGUUUGUGAAAAAAGAAAAAAGAACCUCGGAUGGAACCAGACGAUCCUUUUGGUUGGAUAACGGAGCUCUGCCAGGUGUCAUCCUCUGAGGAGUCCCGCUUACGACGCUGUUCUUAUUUUGGACAGUCGGAUUCUGAUGAUUCCGACUCGAAGCAGCAAAAUCCGCUCGACAUCCUGGUCGCUGCCGUCGGCAUCACAAUAGUGACUCCUCCGGAAUCACAGCAAGACGAACCGGAAAAUGACACAAAUACCCUUCCCGAAGACCAGGAAAUCUUCCACACGCCUCCCGAGUCCAGGGCCACCUCCAUCUCCACCUCUGUCGGUAACUGCAACGAUGUUCGAAUGAUCGGCGAUGAUCUUGAUCACGACGGAGAAACCGUGGUCGUUGAUGCUGAUAGUGCGGCCAGCAGGAGGGCCGUUGAUUUGGGGAGUGAUACGGAUCUAGGGUUUUCGGAAGUGGAAGUGGAUUCGACGCAGCGAAUUGAAGCUAAUUCGAAACCAGACGGCGCGUUUGGAAGGAAAUCGGAAGAAAUUAGGGUUUCAAGAAGAGGAUUUUCCCCAAACGGGCAAUUAUCAACUGAAUCUCCAUCGAAAAAGUUGAAAAGUUUGGAUUUUGAAUCGCCAAGUGUACGUUUGGGGACUUCAAAAGGGGGAAACACAGACGAAAUUUUGAAAUCGUUGGAGAAAUGGAACUUCAAGACAGUUAGUCUGUCUCCAAGAGCUAGUUCAGAAUUAGAGCGUGAAAAUCAGCAAAAUUAUGAAGCUAAUGAAGUUGGUGAAGGAAGUGUUAGGGAAAGAAGGCUUGAUAUGCCGACUGAUGUUACUGAGAGUGAAGAAAGAAUUAUGGAUAGUAAAAAAAACGAUAGUGAAGGAAACGAUGGGGAGACAAGGCUUGACUUUUCGACUGAGGAUAUCGACUUUCAUCCUGAAAAAGGAAAUGCGGAGAGCGAAAAUGAGAAUGGUGAAGGAAAUUCGGGGAGAAAUAAUAAGAGUGUGGAGGAUAUCGAUCAGUUUAGAUUCACUGGUGGGAAUGGUUCGAAUUCGCGUGAAAUGAAGGGGAAAACUGAUAAAAAAAGGGCAUUGCCCUCAUGGGCUAAUGGGAGAAUGGGGGCUGAUGAGAGAGUCGAAGAUAAUGAAAGGGAGCCGGUCCAGGCUGAUACGGAUUCGGAGACACUGAGUGAGGAUGUUGAGGAUUCAGAGAGUUUGAGUGAGGAUUUUGAGGAAAUGACGCUUUUGAAUGUUUUGAUGGAACUGGCAAAGGCUUGUGAGGAGGAUAGGAGUCUCGAAUGUCUUAGUCUUUUGGAGGUUGCAGAGAGAAAAGGGAUAUAGUUUUUUGACCAAGUGGUAGGCCGCAGGAGAGGAGAUCUAAAGGGAAGAGAUAGCUGAAACUGAAAGAGUAUCGGGUCUUCUUUUGGGCGCGUUUUGGCCUUUGGGUAUGGAUGGACGGAAAAGGUCCAUAAGGAGAUUGUAUGAAGCUGUUUUUCUGCUACAAACGCAGCUCGUGUGUGCGCAUGUGUGCAUCCCCUGUCUCUCUGUGGGUGAGCUUCUCCACACCUGUUGAUGCCUUAAUUGGUUGGUCUAUGGAAAUGGACCAUUAACGCAAUAUCUAGAAAUUAUUUGUUGUUUAAAGUCAAGCCUUGUGGAUCAAAAUUCAGUACCCGGGAUGAAAAGUGAUUUGCGCUAAAAUUUGUCAAAUAAGGAAACAGGUGAAAGGGAUUUUUCCCCAACCUAAAGAAGCAUGAGUUAACUUCAAGAAAGGAUGACCCGGGUUGUCAACUUCAAGCACACUCGUUGGGGCAGUUCAAACAACCGUUAGUGUGGCUUUCUAUCGAUUUCCUUGAACGACCAGUCAUGCACACUACUCAUCAAAUGGAAUAGUCUUAACGCAAAACUAAUCGGAGGUU
Theobroma cacao (cacao) is the source of this 2137-nucleotide messenger RNA. NCBI's taxonomy places the organism in Eukaryota, Viridiplantae, Streptophyta, Magnoliopsida, Malvales, Malvaceae. The record is from RefSeq and is a predicted model, not a curated record.